Molecule: messenger RNA, 264 nt
Organism: Gaeumannomyces tritici R3-111a-1
Lineage: Eukaryota; Fungi; Ascomycota; Sordariomycetes; Magnaporthales; Magnaporthaceae
Exons: 2
Coding region: 1-264 (87 amino acids)
Source: RefSeq, a predicted model, not a curated record
AUGGCCGACGUCGCGCCGCCCUUGGCGCGUGAACUGAUCCUGCUCCGUGCUCAGGCUUCGGCGGGCACCUGUCCGGCGCGUUUUUUCUUCUUCGGUGCCGGGGAAGACGACGAAGCCUGCGACCUCAACGGCGCCCUGCUUGGCGACGUAAAGGCGGCAAAAAGGCAAACUAGCGCGGCGGAAGAGAGAGUGCUGGUAGCUGCCGCGGCGUUGGCGGAGAUGUGUCACGCUGAAUUCCCCGAUGCCCAGGGCCUGGGUGAGUAA